AUGCAGCGACAGGCGCGCCGGGCCUUGCUUGUCAAGAUCUACGAGCCGGCCUCACGGCUGCGGAAAGGAUCUCCCGAGUACAACAGGAUUGCGUGUUCGGGACGGGUAUGGGAAGAAUACUUCCAGCCCGGCAACAGUCGUGAAAAGGGGUACCUCGGGCUCCAGCGGGUGCACAGGCGGUUGUUGGCCGACGUCGACGCCUUGAGAGCGACUCUCCCAGUGUCGGCGCUGGGCAAGACCAUGGUCUCCGAGUAUGCGCAACAGUCCGUCAUGAUCGAGAACAACCCCCUGACAGUUGGCGACGCGCACCGCGUGCUCGAGACUCUGCAGGAGGGUGUCUUCCGACGCGUCGACCUGGCAUCGAUGUCGAGCAGCGAGCUUGUCGAGAUGGUCACCUCCGAGACGGCGGGCCAGGGCUCCGCCAUCAACGAACUGGCGAACCACAUCAUCGCGUCGCAAUGGAUUGCCGAGAGCGCGGCGUUCAAGGCCCGCACCGCGGGGUUCUGCGAAGACGAGGUACGCGACCUCGCCGUCGUGUCCGUCAGAAACACGGGUUCCGAGGCGGUAUACGACAUGCGGAGAGGCAAAGACCACCGUGCCGGCAGCAACCUGGUGUGGGGAGAACCAGUGCCGCCUGGAGAGUACCGAAACCUACCCAUCGCAGUGCGCAGCAACCGCCUCCGAAUCUUUCCCUACCCGCAGGAGAUCCCCGCCUGCGUCAGGCGGUUCUUCGAGUGGCGGGACGCGCAGCAUUGCGAGAAGAGGCUUCAUCCGCUGGUCCUGGCCUGUCAGAUGACGGCUUACUUUGUGCACCUUCACCCGUUCCCCGACGGGAAUGGGCGCACGAGCCGCAUGAUCGAACAGGAUUACCUCGCCCGCCAGGGCUACCUACCUGUCGUCAUCCAGGGGCUGGAGCGGAAGGACUACCUGCGGAUGAUCGAUAACGCCUGCGGAGGCGAACCGGGCGAGUUUGUGACGGCGGUCCUUGAGGCUCAACUGGCGGCGUUACACAGGCUGCACACUCACUGCCUUUUAACAGACGCCAUGUAG
Messenger RNA from Colletotrichum higginsianum IMI 349063, 1050 nucleotides. RefSeq names its product Fic/DOC family protein. The record is from RefSeq and is a predicted model, not a curated record. The coding region runs from base 1 to 1050 and encodes 349 amino acids. Lineage: Eukaryota; Fungi; Ascomycota; Sordariomycetes; Glomerellales; Glomerellaceae. The transcript has a single exon.